Messenger RNA from Wyeomyia smithii (pitcher-plant mosquito), 1427 nucleotides. RefSeq lists its product as uncharacterized. The coding region runs from base 104 to 1060 and encodes 318 amino acids. The record is from RefSeq and is a predicted model, not a curated record. The transcript is spliced from 3 exons. NCBI's taxonomy places the organism in Eukaryota, Metazoa, Arthropoda, Insecta, Diptera, Culicidae.
UUGAAAAACAAAAAAUGGUGGACCGUUCAAAGUGUGCCAAUUUUAAUCAAUUUUUUCACUUAAUUUUCACGGUUAUCUUAAUCAUAUUUUGGUUAACAUAAAUAUGAUGAAUAGAAAUAAUUCGAAGACUAGCUGUCCGCGGACUCCAGCGCCGCUCAGGAACACUAGCUUCCUGAUGUCUGCCGCUGCCAUCCUGGAGACACCGACACUGCUGAAGAAAUCUUCCACAGUUUCUUCUUCAUCUGAAAUCAGUGUUACUACAUCCGGUCAUGAGUUUAACCCUCCGUCAGCUGCUUCGUCUGCAGCCAUGCAAUUCCUCAUGCUAAACCAGCAGUUUCAGGUUGCCACUAAUAAUGCUACCCCUUACCGUCCUAGAGGCGAACUUCAACAAUCUAACUUCGCAGCAAACAGUUCCUAUUUCAAUAUGCCAUCGCCCUUCGUACCACCUAGCAGUACCACAAUGGAACCAAACAGCGUGCGUACCAUGCAAACAAUUAGUAACGCAGAAGGCAGCUUUAAAAGAAAAUCGACUGAAGCACACACCAACAAACCAGCGAAACGGGUCGCCUUUGAACCGCUUCCUUUAAACCCAAACUCCAAGCAAUGGCAAAACCGAAACCUUCCUGCAAUCACAUAUGGUUCAUCAUCAAAGCAAGCUGUGAAGGCCCCGAACGAAGCGGCUAAAAAAGAUCCGAAACAGCUUCGGCUCAUAACCGGGUCGAUCGAGUACAUCAUCAAAAUGACCAAACUCCUGCCGGACUACGGAUCGGCACUGUUGGAAAUCUACGCCAAUGUACUGAGCAUCAAGGAGGGCACCUAUCAGAGCGAGAAAGUUUUGCUGCUGCGGAACCGUACCGGUCCGGUAAUGCAAGGCGUAUUCUACGAGAUCGACUUCCGGAUGACGGCGAUCGCUACGGGCGAUUUGGUGCGCUGCGUGGGUCGGCUUAACGGUGGAAGCCGUUUGCAGAUUUUGAAGAUUACGCCGGCGAGCGUGGAGGAUGAACAGAUGGGCGCCCGGUUACAAACUGUUAGCGGUUUUGCUGCCACCGUUAAGCGGUGAAUGAAGCGAGUGAGUACUGAACCUAUUAUUGUUUUAUUGUAUAUCAGAAUAAUUCAGAGAAAAGGAUACUGGCAGUGUACCUGCAAUGCCUCCUUCUGAUUUUCAUUAAUAAUUACCUGCCAAUAAAUAAAUAAUAAAUACUUUUGAAUAACAAAAAGAUUAAGUUUCGUGUUGAUUCGAUAAUUUUACAUAAAAUUUAAGAUCAAUCAAACUGUAAGCAGUGUAACAAUGGUCCAUAAGCUAACUAAAUUCACCAGAAAUUUUUUUUCCUGAAAAAAUAUUGCUCCAAUCUUGAGUUGCAAUAGAAUGCAAACUUCGAAAAUUGUAAGAAUCUUAAAUAAAUCGUUCAUUUAUUUAAUCAUAACAA